ACAUUUUUAGGCGGCUAUCCAACGAUCAAAUUUAAGACCUGAUUUCCGCUCGAAGGGAAUUUUACUUAUUUACAGGCGAGAAUAUUCGUUUCUUCAUAGCAUGUACACUGAUGACGAUGUUCAACCCGAAGUGGCAAUAUUUGAAAUGUUUAAGAGUCAAGAUACUGGUCUUCUACCAAUCGACAAUUUCUUAUGCGCUUUAAAAGCCACAGGUAUUCGCGAAGACGACCCAAGAUUAAAAACAACAUUUGAAAUGUUGAAACCAACCAACAAAAGUAACGAAAAUCAAGAAUUAAAUUUAGAAAAUUUUACGAGCAUUGUAUCGCCUAGCAUAGGCCUGUUAUCGCGGGCAUUUAUAGAUCAAUGUAUCGUUCCUGAAUUUCAAGAUUUUUGCAAUGAUAUAGAUGAGAUCUACUGGAAAUGCAAGGACAACCAAAGUGGGACUGUAAGAUUUUUGACUCUGAUAACUUUUUUGACUUUUUCUAAGAUAUGGACAUCCAGCAUCAAAAAUUAA
Molecule: messenger RNA, 514 nt
Organism: Brassicogethes aeneus
Lineage: Eukaryota; Metazoa; Arthropoda; Insecta; Coleoptera; Nitidulidae
Source: the annotation of a GenBank genome assembly